Papaver somniferum (opium poppy) is the source of this 677-nucleotide messenger RNA. Its product is annotated as protein NDR1-like. Gene Ontology annotation, biological process: defense response to other organism. Lineage: Eukaryota; Viridiplantae; Streptophyta; Magnoliopsida; Ranunculales; Papaveraceae. The record is from RefSeq and is a predicted model, not a curated record. Bases 1 to 552 code for a protein of 183 amino acids. The transcript has a single exon.
AUGUCGAAGAAAGGUUGUUUAUGGUGUGUUACUGCUACCGUUGUCAUUGUAGGUGUACUCUUUCUAGUUGCUUGGCUUGCUUCAAAUCAAAUUCGUUCUCCAAAAUGUUCUAUCGAGAAAUUUUUUGUUCCUGCACUUGAUAAAGCCGUCUCUGGUAAUGAAACUGCUUCCAACAUCAAUAAAACCAUAUCAUUUGAUCUCAGACUCAAGAACCAGAAUGGUGAUGGGAGUGGUGUUUACUAUGAUGUUCUUAACAUCAGUGUUUAUUACUACCAAAAGGAUAAUAACAGUGGCGAUGUAAAGCGUUUACCAAUCGGAAAUGUAUCUAUUCCGGGAUUUUAUCAAGCAAAGGUGGAUCACCGUCUUGAGACGGUGCAUACUUUUGGGGUUCCUUGGGAGGAAGCCCGGAUGGAAGUUGCUAACGGAAGUAGUGCGAUGUUUCUGUUAAAUUUGAAUUCAAAUGUCAAGUUAAAGAUCCCUCUUGAUGGUGUGGUGACAUCAACCGACAUACAGAAGUUGAAUUUGGGUGUAAAUGUUAGUGUCAACGAUUAAGGAAUGAAAACGCUACCGGGAAGUUUGAGGCUCCCUUCAGCAUCCUCACAAUCACAUAUCAACCUUUGUAGUGUGUUUGUGCUCGCUUUAUCAGUUUUGUGUUUAAUUUGAUGAAAUGUAUAGAU